AUGGCUCGCUUCGUCGACCUCGAGGAGAGCGGUGACGAUGAAGCUUUGGGCGAGGACCAUGUGCAGAGGGAACUUCAGAUACGGGCUGCGACCGGCGGCACGGCUUCGUGCGCCAUGGUCAACCCUGACGAGACUCCGGGACGGCCACCGACCAUCUCCAACGUCAUCACCGAGGCCUUUUCCUGCUAUCCCAUCGUCAUCGCCAUCGUCUCGUCCAUCGACCUCACCACCCUCGACGCGUUGGCUCGCACCUCGCGUGCCAUUCACAACGGCCUCGUGCAGUUCCACGACAUCCUGCUCGCCUCGACGCUACGCUGCUCCAACGACAGCGUCCCCGUCGACGGCGACCAGGUUCUGCGGUACCGAGCUCGCGCGAGCAGCUGGCGCCACAUGGAGGAUGGCCACGGCCACCGCGGCAAGUACGGGAGCUGCGCCCGGGACAUGGUGGACGAAUGUCGCCGGUGCGGCCACGUCGUCUGCAGGAACUGCGCCAUGAAGGCGCCGGCGCCCGUCGCGCUUCGUGAGCGGCACCGCCGACUCUGCGUCGCGUGCUCGCGCGCGCCCAUCCCUCAGCUCCUCCAUCCACCCCUGGACGCGGGCACCUCCGUCUCCUCCGAGGCGGUCCGGCGCGCCAUCUGCCGGUGCGACUCCGCAGGCGUCUGGCUCUGCCUUGCCUGCGGUCGCAACAUUCGCGGCGCCGACCACGAGUACCAACGCAUAUGGCGCUGGAGAAACCAGUACGGCGAAGCUCUCGGCGGCUUGGGCACCGGCAUCGGCGACGGCGACCGGGGCGUCAUCUGCGGCCGCGAGCAGAACUGCCUCGCCGCCCGGGACCUCGAGCAGGAGAUUGACUGCGACGCCGAGGACGUGCGCGACACCGGCCACGCGCCGUGGCACGCCGAGCUCCCAUCGCCGGCUUCCCCGGCGACGACGUCCUCGAUGGCUUCCGCCGGCACCCACGGGUCUCCGUUUGGCGCCAACACGCCCAUCACGUCGCUCAUGGACGAGUUCCGACACGAGAACGAGCGUACGCCGUCGCCGCAGCACGGCCCGGGAUAUGAGCGCCACGAGAUUGAGGGGAUCGGCGGGAGGGUGAAGCGCAAGCUCGUGCGCAUCGUGCGCGUCGGUGCCUGCGUGCCCGAGAGGAUCGACGAGCAGGGCUGCGGCGGCGACGGUGUGCUCGCGGCGGAGACGACGGGCAUCGCUCGAAGCUGGUGCGGGUGGUGCUGGAGGGUCAUUCCGGGCAGAAAGGACAUUGACGGCGGGGAGGAGUCCUGCGGCGGCGGCGGCGGCGGCGGAAGCCCUCUCGGUGACCCCAGCCACGCUGGCUGUCGUUGA
Messenger RNA from Drechmeria coniospora, 1338 nucleotides. RefSeq lists its product as uncharacterized. The record is from RefSeq and is a predicted model, not a curated record. NCBI's taxonomy places the organism in Eukaryota, Fungi, Ascomycota, Sordariomycetes, Hypocreales, Ophiocordycipitaceae. The transcript has 4 exons. Bases 1 to 1338 code for a protein of 445 amino acids.